AUGGACACCGUCGAACUUAACCCAAAACCUAAAUCCCUAACCCCGUGCGUCUCUCUUCUUUCGCUCUGUCUACCAUGCGCGCCCGCCGCUACCUGCCAAUCGCGCGCCUGCCGCCAGCGCCCCGCCGCCACCCCACGCGCGCCCCACCGCCCCCGCGCGCCGGCUCGUGUACUCCGCUGUUCGCUCCCAUUCCACUCUGGCCCAGCUGCGUGCUGCUCUGGCAUCGGCCGGUGGAUAAGCCCAGCAGGCAAGCAGACAGGAGACUUGGAGAGCUCAGCACUGCACGCACGCUCCCCUCCCCUUGCUGGCCAAAUUGAUCGCUCCCCUUCAGGCUCCAGGCUCCGGAGCUUGCUUUACUUCAGGUUGUCUAGCUGCAUGUUGAAGUAUAAUUCCGGAUGUAUCCUUGAAGUGUAAACAUUUAAGGAUUGUGUAAUUCUUUGGGUUCCAAGACCCAUUUUUAAAUUUUAAACAAUCCAAUUUUUGCUUGAAUGUAUCAUCAGAGAUUCGCAGUAGGGAACAUCAGAGAUUAAUAUUUCUUGUCCCUUGAAUGUAUCAUGGCUUGUUUAGAGGCGGGGGCAGCACUUUCUGAUCUCAAAUUUUGUUCUUCACUUCUAUUUAUUUCAUCAGAGA
Molecule: messenger RNA, 630 nt
Organism: Zea mays
Lineage: Eukaryota; Viridiplantae; Streptophyta; Magnoliopsida; Poales; Poaceae
Exons: 2
Coding region: 1-414 (137 amino acids)
Source: RefSeq, a predicted model, not a curated record